Molecule: messenger RNA, 1362 nt
Organism: Limanda limanda (common dab)
Lineage: Eukaryota; Metazoa; Chordata; Actinopteri; Pleuronectiformes; Pleuronectidae
Gene: foxj1a
Product: forkhead box J1a
Exons: 3
Coding region: 1-1362 (453 amino acids)
Biological process (GO): regulation of DNA-templated transcription
Molecular function (GO): DNA-binding transcription factor activity; sequence-specific DNA binding
Source: RefSeq, a predicted model, not a curated record
AUGCUGUCCCUGAACUGUGCGGACCCCUGGCCGGGGGGCUCCGUGGGCCUGGAGGAGGAGGUGGUCUCCGCUGCUCCUCAGGCGGAGACCACCUCCUCCUCCGGCUCCUUGUGCCUGGACGACAGCCUCACCAGCCUCCAGUGGCUGCAGGAGUUCUCCAUCCUCGGAGCCAGCGUCCCGCAUCAGAACCAGAACCGGACCGGCCCGUUCGGACCCGGACCCCAAGGGGCCGACCCCCCCUCCUCCCCCCUGGCCGGGGACCCCGCCUCCCUCGGCACGCCCCUGACCCCGGGCCGGCCCACGGCGGCGGCGCACAGCAGGGGGCCGCCCCCCCUCCCGGGGAUCGUGGCCCACGGACACUGCCCGGACGAGGUGGACUACAGGAGGGACCCCAGCAUCAAGCCCCCCCACUCCUACGCCACCCUCAUCUGCAUGAGCCUGCAGGCCAGCGGGGGGGGCAAGACCACCCUGUCCUGCAUCUACAGGUGGAUCAGCGACAACUUCUGCUACUACCGACACGCAGAGCCCACCUGGCAGAACUCCAUCCGUCACAACCUGUCCCUCAACAAGUGCUUCAUCAAGGUCCCGCGGCAGAAGGACGAGCCGGGGAAGGGGGGCUUCUGGAAGAUCGACCCCCAGUACGCCGAGCGCCUCCUGAGCGGCGCCUACAAGAAGAGGCGGCUGCCCCCGGUCCAGAUCAACCCGGCGCUGCAGAGCCGGCUCCGGGUCGAGCUCCCGCCGCCGUCCAGGGGCGGCGCCGGGCUGGGCGUCAACCCGGAGUCACAGCGCCUCCUCCGGGAGUUUGAGGAGGAAACUGGCGCCGACCAGAACUGGGACCCGCAUCCUGCUGAGGGCACCAUGCUGGGCUCCUGGCCGGUGGUCCGAGGCCGGGGGGGGGCCAAGAGGAGACACGGGUCGCUGGGUUCCAGAAGUGGUGCAACCAAAGUCCUGCGGCGCUCCAGCUCGCCGCUGCUCGCCAUGGACGAGCAGAAGGACAUCGGACCCCUGAAGGGCGACUUCGACUGGGACGCCCUGCUGGACUCCGCCCUCAGCGGCGAGCUGAGUUUGGACGGAGGAGAACAUCUCAGCCCCAUCCUGAAAGAGGAGGACCUGACGGUGCGAGGGACCCACAUCUCCCCGGUCGGACCCCCGGUUCCUCCGCUGGGCGAGACCCAGAGGAGGAACGACUUCGACGAGGAGACCUUCCUCGCCGCCGCCUUCCUGGAGAACCCGUGGCCCGAGGAGGAGGAGCAAAGCCGCAACGACUUCCUGUGCAGCUCCAGCGUGAACCUGGACCAGCUGUUCGACCUCGGGGACUCGUUAGGGGCGGACCCCAGCAGCCGGAUCGACGCCCUCCUCUGA